AUCCGAUCAGUCUCAUACUUGUUAGAAUUCCAAUGACCAUGUCCACAUACUUCACAUAUCUUCAGAGAAGACAAGAAGGCUUCCUUCUGUACGCUGUUCUCAAGAUGCUGGAGUUCAUAAGCAGACAGUCCACAGCAUGUAUUCUACGAUACCCCCAAACAAACACAGUAGUAACCAGCUGAUCAGAACCAAGAAUCAAAAUGAGCUGACAUUAUCUGAAAGGCAUUUCUUGCUAAACACUACCAAAAAUCAAUUGUCAAUACAGUUAAAACUGCUGAGUCAUAAGAACAGUCAAGUGUCUGUGUCCUCACCUUGUUGUUUAGGUGAGAGAUGUCAUCCUUGGCGUUGUGGGGGCGUAUAGGUGCCAGGACCCAUCCAAAUAUUAUUCAGUUAGUUUAAUCAAUGAUCAAAAAUGAUAAACAUAAAAUUUCCAUAACACCAUAAUAUAUAUUGGUCUGUGUGUGUGUUGGUUUCCUAUAUGUGUUCAUGUUUAGGGUCCCGUCGGUCUGCCUGGUUACUUUCAUGUCCAUAAAAGCUAUGCUGCCUUCUGUUUCUGACUCAUAUGUGAACUUUAUGUUGCCUGUGUCGUCAAUGUUAUUCGAGUGUUGUGUUAGUGUUUCUGUUUGUCCUUUUGGUAUGAUUUCCAGUAUGUCGUCUACGUAGCGUUUCCAUAGUCUUAUUUAGCAGUUUUUUGGGGGGGCUAUGGCUUUUUGUUCUAGGUCUUCCAUGAAAAACUCGCACAGGGUGGCUGAUAACGGGUUACCCAUGGCGAAGCCUUCCAGUUGUUUGUAUAUUGUGUCAUCGUAUGUGAAGUAAGUGGAGUUAGUUACCAGACCUAUCAGUUGUGCUACGUCAUCUGCUGUGAGGUUUUUUCUAAAUGGAGUAGGAAGUGUCGCCACCAUCAGCGUUAGCUCUGAGGAAGUCCGCAGCCGCGAACAAAACUGUCAGCAGCAAGGUAAAAAGAAACCUUUCCUGUGUUUUAAAAAAGAACCAACCAUGCAGUUAGAAAAGCAGCACAGUAAGAACAUACCAAAGAUGACCAAAGAAACGCUCUGGUUUCAGGAGCUUUAAACAAACAUCCCUCAUGUUGAGGGGAGGUAUAGCCAUUUUGUCAGAUCUAAUGGAAAAAUGUGCCCAUAUCUUAUUAUUUGUUAUCAUGUGCUACAACUAGAUCUCAACUCAAUACCAGCAACGUGAGUCAAAGCCAUUUUUGUGUUUUUGUGAAAUGCGGUCUUCUCGAACUCCAGCUGCUAAUUCCAAAGAUUUAAACAAAUAUAUGGUGAGAUCAGAUUGAAGGUAAAUUAGUAACUAGUGACUAUCUUAGAUCUGCUUGAUUCAAAAGCCAGAUUAACUUCCAAUGGUUAUUUUCUGAGUUGAUUAAAACCCCUCUGGACAUGCGACAAGCGUCUGAUAAGCGUGUGUCCCUUCUUUUAAACAGAAACAGCCUGAUUCUGACUGUCAGGACUUGUGAGGCCUCGCAGGAACAACCUUGUCAUCUCAGGCUGUACAUACUGACCAAGCAGCCGUUCCUCUGGCUAGGUUCACCCCCGUUAUGACCCACAUCAGCAUAAUUCAAGCAUGACCCUCCUCCCUCCUUCCCUUUAUUUGCCGCCUUUCUCUCUCGUUAAAACCCAAGCCUCUGUUUAGGGUCCACAUCAUACAUCAUCCAGACUGGGGGGUUGCUUCCUCCCUCCCCCCUUCCCCGCGUGUCGUGGGAGAGAAUCAGCCUUUUUUCUUUGCCUUUCUUUUUUUAGUUAGGCUGAUGGAAAGCUUUCAUCAACAAUCUCAAGACUUUGGUUGCACUGAGCUCCGCUCCAUCUGUAUGGUCACAGUUCCGUCAGAUCCAAACACGCGUUUGGUCUUGUUACAGUGAGGGAUCAAACAGUAGCACCAACAACAACGCUUUGGCCCAGUGCUGGGGGACUGUCCUAAGCAGUUUGAUGCUCCACAGUUUUCAGCAGUAUUAGCAAUUAAGCAGAUUGUCUGUGGCUGGCAGAACGAGCUUACAGCAGAAGCAACACUCAAGAGAUUUUCUCCCAGCAGGAGAUCCGCGCUCCCACCCAGAGUUCUGCUCAGAUUAUUGCUCCCAGCUGAUCGUCACAAAUCAGCCAUUCUACAGGUGCAUCGAACAUCCCAAACAGCGCUGAUGAGGCUCGCAUUCCUCCACUGUGCUUUGUGCACACCCGGUGAAUAGACUUCAGAUGGGGCUUUGUGGGAGUGAUUGUCAGUAGCUUAAUGAGCUUCUUUGCCAAGCUAAAGGCUUUGCCAACAUAUGCGUAGAGCGGGCUCAGCACUCCGCUUGUCUGCAGAAAUCAGAGCUCUCCAAACGUGGUUUACUUUAUUCUGGAUUCUAUUACCUGGAAAAGCAUUGCUGCUCAUCUCAUGGGGGCCGAGGCUGAAAACAGAAUCAAAUCCUGUACGGCAUCUUCAGCCCACCAGAGAAAUGAACUGAGGAGAGGACUGGUUUUUCAGAGCAUCUGAGAUCCUACAGUGAAACCAUGAGGUUGCAGAGAAGUCCAGCACUUGCAGCCGUGCUGAUCCUCAUCACCUGUGUUUGUGCCUUUUAUACAACAGCAGCCAUCAACAUUCCACUGGAGAUUGAACAGCCGCCCACCAUCACCGCUCAGCCACCCAGCUCCCUAAUCGCCUUCCCUUUUGAUGAAAGUUUCCCCAUGACGUGUGAAGCCAAGGGGAAUCCCAGGCCAGAAUUCAGAUGGACAAAGAACGGCCAGGAAUUUAACCACUCCGUAGACCCCCGCCUGAUGAAAGAGGAGAAUUCUGGGACCUUUGUGAUACCUAAUAAUGGGAACCUGACAGAGUACCAGGGUACCUAUCGCUGUUACGCUUCAAACACACUGGGGACCGCCGUAUCCCAGGAGGUUGAGUUCAUUGUGUCCAAUGAACCAAAAUUCCCUAAAGAGACUCUAGACCCUGUGAAGGUGGAUGAAGGUCAGCCUUUUAUUUUGAAAUGUGACCCACCCACUGGUAUUCCUCCUCUGCAGAUCUACUGGAUGACUAUCAACAUGCAGCACAUCCAGCAGGAUGAGAGGGUGUCUGUGGGUCUGAAUGGUGACCUUUACUUCUCCCACGCCGUGGAGAAGGACAGCAGGACGGAUUACUGCUGCUUCGCCUCCUUCCCGAGAAUACGCACCAUCGUUCAGAAGACUGCCAUGUCUGUCCAUGUUAAACCAAGGGCACGUGACAGUUCUGAGAGUGCUAAUGCCAUCCUGGAGAGGAGACCCUCGCUUCUGACGCCCCCUGGUGUCCAGUCAGAGAAGCAGCUGGUUAAAGGCGAUGACUUGGAGCUGGAGUGUAUUCCAGAAGGAAUUCCAACUCCAAAGGUGGAGUGGGUGAAGAUCGGCCUCGGGCUUCCCGAUGGAGCUGAAGUGGAGAAUCAUGGGAAACUGCUGAUCAUUCCAAGAGCUGACCAGAAGGACAGUGGGAAAUAUAUGUGCAAAGCAAAGAACCCACUGGGGGAAGCAGUCCAUUACUUCACUGUGACAGUGGAAGAACCUCCGGAGUGGGUGUCAGAGCCUCAGAGUCAGCUCAGUAUGAUCGGAACAGACGUGCUCAUCAAGUGCUCUGCCAGAGGGACCCCAGAGCCCAGCAUCACUUGGAGGGUGAACGGAGUACCUCUGAAGGAUUCCCCAGCGGCCAACAGGAGGAUAUUUGAUGACACCAUAAUAAUCCGUAACUCCAAAGCCUCUGACAGCGCCGUCUAUCAGUGCGAGGCCUCCAACCGGCACGGGAGCCUCUUAUCCAACGCAAACAUCAUGAUCAGGAAUCUACCGCCCAUGAUUCUGACUAAGGACGGAGAAGGUUAUUUUGCAGUGGAGAGCAGAGGAGUGAUGCUCCACUGUAACGCUUUCAGCUCGCCCCCUUCCACCAUCACUUGGAGUAAAGAUGACUCCUCUGAAUCUGUGGAAGGUUCUAGAUUUAAGAUUCAUGACGACGGCUCGUUGGAGAUCUCCAGAGCAGAGAAAAGUGACGCAGGACAGUACACGUGUUUGGCAAAAAACACGGAGGGAUCAUCCAACAUCGACGCCAUGCUUUAUGUUAAAGAUGCCACUAGAAUCGUAGUGACCCCAGAGGACCAGCAGAUCUUAAAAGGCUCAGAGGCCCAGCUCUCCUGCCUGGCAGAGUAUGACGAGUCCUUCAGCCACGACUUUGAACUCGUGUGGGAGAAAGACGACAUAGAGAUCUCUUUCAACGACACCGUGAAUCUACGAUACUUUGUGGAGGAUAGUGUUCUUCACAUCGUCAAUGUGAGCCACGGAGACCAGGGGGUGUAUAGAUGUGUGGCUCGGACUCCGGUGGACCAGGAUGAAGCCUCGGCCCUCCUCAUGGUGUUAGAUGUUCCCGAUGCUCCGGAAAACCUGGUUCUGUCUGAACACAGGGGCAGGAGUGUGAAACUGACAUGGAUCCCUGGAGACGAUCACAACAGCUCCAUCACAGACUUCAUUAUCGAGUAUGAGGAAAACAAGUGGGAGAUGGGGAAGUGGAGGGAGCUGCUCCGAGUAUCCAGGAACCAAAACUCAGCUGUCCUGAGACUCCACGGCCACGUCGAAUACCGUUUCCGAGUCUACGGCGUGAACUCUGUAGGAGCAGGGCCUCCUAGCAAGCCUACAGAGAUGUACAGAACCCCCCCUGCAGCCCCAGACAAGAACCCUGAAAAUAUCAAAAUCGAAGGUCAUUUGCCACAUGAAAUGGAUAUCAACUGGGAGCCCCUGUUGCCCAUUGAGCACAAUGGCCCUGGUCUGGAGUACAAGGUCAGCUACAGGCGCCAGGACGUGGAGGAGGAAUGGACCGAACACACUGUGAAGAGACACUCGUUUGUGGUUAAGAACACCCCCACGUUUGUGCCGUAUGAAAUCAAGGUCCAAGCCAAGAACAACCAGGGGUGGGGCCCGGAGCCCAGGAUCGUGAGCGGCUACUCAGGAGAGGACUUUCCCUCAACUGCACCUGACGAUGUAGCUGUGGAGGUGAUGAACAGCUCUGUAGUCAAGGUUACCUGGACACCAGUACACAAGGACAAGCUGCGUGGACACUUGGGAGGCUACAGGAUAAACUGGUGGCGGCUGAGGAGUUUAGUGGACUCGAAGAAACGCCACGGAGACAAACACAUGCUGACGUUCCCCGGGGAUCGGAACCACGCCACUGUGCCGGGACUGACGCCUUUCUCUGAGUACAGCCUCAUCGUCAUGACCUUCAACGGGCGGGGCAACGGCCCCGGCAGCCAUCCCAUAAACUUCAAAACCCCAGAGGGAGUCCCAGAGAAAAAUCCAGUUUUCAGAGUCACAGAUGUACAGAGGCAUUCCAUCUCUCUGACCUGGACCCCUCCUUCAGAGCCUAAUGGGAUCCUCACCGGAUAUCUCCUGGAGUACCAGCUUAUCAAUGGCACAGAAGAAGUUGGGGCCCUGCAGACCAUCGACAUUAACAACCCCAAGACAUCUAAGUGGGUCCUGCGUGACUUGGAGCCUCUGAGCAAAUAUAAGCUGUAUCUUCGCUCCUGCACCACAAAGGGCUGUGGGCCUGUUGUCAGUGAGGAGUGCACCACUGACUUGGAGACAACUUCUACUUUGGUGCCCAGUCUUGACCUCAGUGAGUCAGCUUCCACCCCAGCUCCGAGCACGCCAAAGCCCCACAAGACCAAACCCACUCGGUCCAGCAUAGCCCCACUCCUGUUCAAUGUCAGCUUGGCUGCUAGCAGCAGCUUUGCAAACAUCAGCUGGAUUUCUGGAGGGGAGCAUGCCGAGUUUUACAUUGCAUAUAAGAACAAACGUGAGGGCCACUGGAAGAUUUCAGAGGCCCUGAACACCUCUCUGACCUCCCACACCAUCGACGGCCUCGAACCUGAGACCGAGUACAUUGUGCGGCUCAUUCCUAUCAGCCGGGUUGAUAAUUAUAGCAUAUUUGAAGAUGUAAUCACGACUCCAGGUCUGGCCAGCGUCCACGGGGGCAUAUCCACCCAGGGCUGGUUUAUCGGCCUGAUGUGUGCCAUCGCUCUCCUCACACUCAUUGUGCUGAUCGCCUGCUUUGUCAACAGAAAUAAAGGAGGGAAGUAUUCUGUAAAAGAAAAAGAAGACCUUCAUCCAGACGUGGAGUCCCAGGGCAUGAAUGAUGACACUUUCUGUGAGUACAGCGACAAUGACGAGAAGCCGCUGAAGGGCAGCCAACACUCCCUGAGUAGGGAGAUCAAAGCGGGGGACAGCGGGGACAGCCUGGUAGACUACGGUGAUGAAGAUGCUCAGUUCAACGAAGAUGGCUCCUUUAUUGGCGAGUAUGGGCCACGGAAGGAGAAGAGGGUAUCCGCUGAGAUCAAAGCUCCCGUUCAGACUCCAGCAUGAGGAGCGGAGUGGCCACCCAGACUCCUCCUCCUGCUCCGGACUCUGAUUUUAUUACACCUGCUGGAAUGAACGGGAGCGAGGAACCACGUUCAUAUGAGCACAUUUGUGUCAAACGUAAUGUGUCAUUGCCAACUGUCACACUCAUUUUAUAAAGCUCUGUUUCGUCAUGUUGCAACAGUGACCAUUACUAAAUACCAUGUAUAUAUAGUGUAUAUUGUAUGUGCUGAGUGUCUUUUUUUAUAAUUAUUACAAUAAUUAGAAGACAUGAUUCCCUUUCUUUUCUGUAUUAUUUUGUUUUCAUUUCCAUGGUAUAAGCUGCAGCGUUUGUACAGAUGUUUAAUGUAAAAUGUCACACUUUCCAUUGUUAAAUGAAACUUUGAGAUUGCCGUGGAGCAGAUAUCAAACACGUGGGUGUAAGCUGAUAUUUUUCAAGUUGAGCAGUUAUUACUGACCUUUUCUAUUUCAAAUGAUUCGUUAAAUAUGAUGUAAGAUGUGUAUAAAAGUUUGCCAAUUAACUUAUUUUUUCAGUGGUUUUAUACCUGAAAAAAUAUCAAGAAGAGUCGGUCACAUAUCGUCGCGUUACCGUUUGUGUCACGAGUCAGGACCUUCCUCAGUUCCGUUUCUAAAGCCGGUCUGGGAGCAUUUACAUCCAGUCUUAUUUAGCGUGACUGCCCAGCACUCAUCACUGCCGAUGCUGACAGAAAUGUUGGAACAGGGAAUCCAUUCCAGGUUCUAAUUACCCAGGCCAGUAAGUAAAUCGUUUAGCUUUCUCAAAACAGUGACUCAAAAUCACUGUUCCAGAACGAGGCUUUAGAUUACAAACGACCAUCGUUUUAAGUGUUUCUUUCACAUUCCAGGAACAUUACAAACAUCCACAAUCAACAGCUUUAGUCGAGUCCUUUUAUGGAAUAUUAAAGGGAUAGUUCAGCCUUUUUGAAUAAAAGUUGUAAUUAUUAUCAGUUAACCACACGAGCAGCCUUGGUUUACAUUUUAAUGGAUUGUUAAAGGAGACAUAUCGUAAUUUUUCCAUUUUGCAACUAAAUCAUUCAGUUGUGGUUCAAAUAUAACAUGACAUCAGUUCUUGGGUCUGAUUUCUCCUCCCUUACCAUGGUUCUGAGGAGAGUGUGAAAAUGACCCAUUUGGGUUCUGUCUCUUUAAAUCUGAAGGAAGAGCUGCAAGCCCACCCCCAUCCACGUUUCAAAGUUCACUCUCCACCCUAGUCAGACAUUUUAGUAGUUUUAUAGAGAAACAGUUGUUUAGCGUAGCAGAAACGUUAUAUUUGCAUUUUUAAAUGUGGAGAGAUUUGUCCACCCAGCUGUGUCUCAGAGCUGCCAACUCUCAAGCAUUAAUAGUGAGACACACGAAAGUGAGGGACAGUUCAGAGAGGCAUGUGGAUCUAAUCACCGGACAUUCAGAAUUUUUCUAAAUGGACUACAAAGAAGAUAAAAUGGUGGAUGAGCUCUGUAUAUAGCUGCAGGGCUGCCAACUCUCACGCACUGAGUGCCAGGCACUCUGUAUAGCUCCAGGCACCAACCCCAUGACCCCAUCUCACUCUUUGAAAUGGUCAAAAGUUGGCAGCCCUGUAGCUGGAAAUCAAUCACCACAAUUACCCCAUUAAAUGGAGAACAAACAGAAAUAGAAAAUUGAGAAAACUGAACAGGUCAACAUAUAUGACCAAAACGUUAUUCUAGAAUUUCUAAUUAUCACCAAAAUGACUAGUUUACUUCUUUUUGCACACCUGGAGACUUAAAAUGCUCAACACAUUGUAUUUAACCCUGCCACUGUCCUAAUGGGUGUGACCCCAUGACGAAAGUGGACCAUUGAGCAGGGUUGAUGGUUCAUCCCUUGGGUCCAUGUGGCAGGAGUGAGGAGUGAGCAACACCUCACCCCUGCCACAUGGACCUCAAGGGAUAAACCAUCAAUCCUGCUCAAUGGUCCACUUUCCUCACAGGGUCAUCCAUAAAGACUGUGGGAGGGUUAAAGACUUAAAAAGUGGAUUUUUCAUGAUAUGUCUCCUUUAAGCUAAUGGCAGGUCUGACUAGUGUCCUAAAUCAGCUUCAAUCUCCUGAAUUUUAUUUAGAAAAUGAUUUUAAAAUAUCUGCACUGGUGUCAAUUUUACAUUUUUGUUUUGUCAUGUCAUACGUAUUAACUCAAUCACUGCCAGCGGUUUCCUGAUUGGUAAAGCCCUUCGCGGCCAGCGUUUCUCAUCGUUUUUACUGCUUUUUAAAGAGUCACAGAACGUUGCGUGCUAGGAUGAUGUCAAUGCCAAAACUACGAAAAGAAAGAGUAGACUCACCUCUUACGCCAGGAAGAGUCGGCGUGUUUCAAGUGUUAUCCGUUCUUUCAUAAUCCGUUGUCGAAUUGUGAUCGGCAGAAGCUUUUCCGGUUCACAUCUCACUUUUUUUACAGCAGCGACCCAAAAUGAUCUAACACAUGGAUUUUCUGCUUCCUGAACACGUGAUGUGUGACGUAUGUGGAUGAAGAUUGGCUUUAGAGCUGAGAUGUUUGUUCUCACGGUGCGGGGGCUCGUUCCGAUGCCCACACAGUAAAAAAAUGCAUAUUACGACUUUAGUCGUCAAAGGCAGUGAACGAGUUAAGAAAUUCAUACUGAAUCCAUGUAUGCACAUUUAGCUCCUUUUAGUUAUAUUAGUGCUUGUCAAUAAAACACAUAAUUCUGUGUAAUGUGAAACCCAUUUAAAAAUGUAUAAACUGCAAUUAAAUGUUGGUCCCAGUUCUGCUCAGACUAGCCAUUAGCUCAUCAAUCCUGCUAACCUGUAAAAACUGAUUUCUAAGAAACUUUAAAAAAAGACAAAAUUUUAGACAUUUUAUUUUUAGUUUGAAAAGAAAGUGAAUUCUCCAGAAAAAUAGCAUUACUUAAAAUGUUAAUAUUCUUAAAUAUGAUCCAAAGUUUCUUGUUUUAAGUAAAAACAAUCUGCCAAUGGGGUAAGCUAAAGUUGAUUAGCUGUGUCUUAAAACUAGCUAAUGAAUCAAAAUGUAGACUUUUGCUAGUUUUAAGAACUCUAGCCAAGUAAUUUUUGCAUACUCCAUUUUUACUUUCUUAGAAAUCAGUUCUUGAUGUGUAUUCCUCUAAACAAGACAUUCAGAAAACUAUCUAAAACAAAGUACUGAAACAAUUGCAGCCUGCAAGCAAGACAAUCCUGAAAACCCUCUGUGUCCUCCUUGCAGAGACAUGCUUCAGUUCUGCUAAGAUCUGUGUCCCCACUAUUUUAACUCUGGUUUUAAAUAAAAGUGACUUUGGGCCAUGAAGGUGGAGUGGCGCAUGAUGCUCUCCAGGAUGUGUAAUUUGUCUUAAGGUAGGUUGCUCUGUAAGGUCCACCUCAGAUGCAUAAAAAUAUAUUCUAAUAAUCAAUAGAUAUGUUUUUAUAGCAGCAUUUAACAACAAAUGCAUUUCAAUGUAAUUCAGAAAAAAGAUCCACAUCUGUACCAUUGCACAUACCUUCUGUUUAAACCUGACUUAUUGUAAAACACCAUGAAUCCUUGUUUGUUUGUAAUCACAUUACACAUCUUUCAUCUGAUCUAUUUGUUCAAAGUUAAAUCUACUUGUUAAAGUUAACUUUAACUUGUUCAAUAUGUAAAAAUCAACUAUUAUUUCACUGCCCUGCCAUUCACAACUCAGCUGUUGUGUCUUUAGUAUUAACCCUAAGUACCCUAACGGCAGUGUUUUGUAAGGCUUUAUUCAUUGCAUGUUGCAAAUGUUAAUUGGUGUUUACCUUUUUUUUCAUGCAAUUAAAUUUCUUUACUUUCCUA
Messenger RNA from Nothobranchius furzeri (turquoise killifish), 10115 nucleotides. RefSeq names its product cell adhesion molecule L1-like b (gene chl1b). The record is from RefSeq and is a predicted model, not a curated record. Gene Ontology annotation, biological process: brain development; axon guidance; cell-cell adhesion. Lineage: Eukaryota; Metazoa; Chordata; Actinopteri; Cyprinodontiformes; Nothobranchiidae. Gene Ontology annotation, molecular function: cell-cell adhesion mediator activity. Gene Ontology annotation, cellular component: axon; plasma membrane.